Messenger RNA from Gekko japonicus, 2548 nucleotides. It is a transcript of the gene NAA30, whose product is annotated as N(alpha)-acetyltransferase 30, NatC catalytic subunit. The transcript is spliced from 5 exons. Gene Ontology annotation, biological process: N-terminal peptidyl-methionine acetylation. NCBI's taxonomy places the organism in Eukaryota, Metazoa, Chordata, Lepidosauria, Squamata, Gekkonidae. The record is from RefSeq and is a predicted model, not a curated record. Gene Ontology annotation, cellular component: NatC complex. Gene Ontology annotation, molecular function: protein-N-terminal amino-acid acetyltransferase activity. The coding region runs from base 1 to 1233 and encodes 410 amino acids.
AUGUGCAGCACAGUGAGAGACCCCGCCCCCGCCUCGCUCCUCUCGCCCUUCCCGGGAGCCGCCGCGGAGGAAGAGGAGGAAGAAGAAGAAGAGGAGGAGGAAGAGGGCGGUGUCGGCGCGGCCGGGCAUGAGGGCGGGGAGCCCCCCGCCUGCCGGCCCCCCCUCCGCCGCCGGCCCUGCCCGCCCCACCGGCGCAACCACCAGCUCAACGGGCUCAUCGCCGGGCCGGACCUGCGGCACCUGCGCACCUCCCUCAAGGGCAAGGUCCUGAACGACGGGGGGCCGCGGCCCGUCGCCGCCCUCAGCGGCAAGGCCAUGGGGCACGGGCAGCAGCAGCAGCAAGAACAUCAUCGUCGAAAAGAAGAGGAGGAGGAGGAGGGAAAAGAAGAAGACGAGGGGCCGCCCCAGCCUCCCCCUUCCUCCUCCUCCUCCUCGCUCAGCAACCACCACCGGGUCCCCCGGGCCCAGGCAAGGACUGCACAGCCCCAGCCGCAACACCACCCCCACCGCCACCCGCACCCCCAUCAGGCUUCUGCCCCCUCCGACGGGGACCGGAACGGGGUGGCUGGGGGUGAGGAGGAGGAGGAAGAGGAAGGAGGAGGAGGCCGCCAGGAGCAGGAGGUGGGGAGGGAGGAAGAGGAGGAGUCCCUGCUCCUCCUCUCCCGGUCCCUGGCGUCCAGCUGCAGCCUGCAAAAAAGCCCCCUGGGCCCCCCCACGGACUCUUCCUGGGCCCCACAGGGGGGAGAGGAGGAGGAAGAGGAGACGUCGGGGGACCUCACGAUACGAUACGUCCGCUACGAGUCCGAGCUGCAGAUGCCCGAUAUCAUGAGACUGAUCACCAAAGAUCUGUCUGAACCCUACUCCAUUUACACAUAUAGGUAUUUUAUCCACAACUGGCCUCAGCUUUGCUUUUUGGCAAUGGUAGGAGAUGAGUGCGUAGGUGCCAUCGUGUGCAAGUUGGAUAUGCACAAAAAGAUGUUUCGCAGAGGUUAUAUAGCCAUGUUAGCCGUGGAUUCCAAAUACAGAAGAAAAGGCAUAGGUACAAACUUGGUUAAGAAAGCUAUUUAUGCCAUGGUAGAAGGAGAUUGCGACGAGGUCGUCUUGGAAACCGAGAUCACAAACAAGUCUGCGUUGAAACUUUAUGAAAAUCUUGGCUUUGUGCGAGACAAGAGGCUGUUCAGAUACUAUUUAAAUGGAGUGGACGCGCUGCGUCUUAAACUGUGGCUGCGUUAACCCGAGGCCGUCGAUUCCCCCCCCCCCGAGGACUCAUCUUCCCGACGACGCCACCGCGCACCGCGGUGUCCUUUGCAUGCAAUGCAAUUUGUGUGGAAUUGCUUUGCAGGUGGACAUUAACAAUUCCCAUGCAGCUCUUCUUCUCUGUGAGUGUCUCCAUCGAGCGUCGCACCUCAAAAUUCGUUGCACUGUGUGGCAUGGCGCGUUUUUGUUCGGAAUUUUAACAACAGAUCGUUUUCAGACUUCAGAUCCUCCUCUUCUUCUUUUUUUUUUUUUUCUUUCGGUAACCAGGAAGAUGUGCCAGUAGGUAGCCAAGAUCCGUUCUUCUUUCUUCCCAUUUGCAAGUCUACCGACUCCUGUUACAUCAAACGGUGAACGCUCUCUCCAAGAACUUGUGUUAAUGUGGAACGAUUCUUCUUUUUUUUGUUCUUGUUCCAGGGAGAAAGGAAGUGAGGGGGGGGGGGGAAAGCCAAUGUAGAUUGUAAAAUUCUCUAAGUAUACUAAUAUUUCAUACAGAACUCACCAUAGUUUUUUUUUCCCCCUUCCCCGGGGAAGAUUUUUUUUAUUAUUAAAAAAAAAAAAAAAUUCAGACUUUUAGGUUUUAUUUUUCGAUCUACAAACUUUCCAUUUUUAAAUAUUGGUACCUCAGUGAUUAGUGAACGGAAAAAAACAAACCUGUAUUGUAGAGUGGGGUGUGUGUUAACAUUGAGUACCGGUAACAAUUUUAAUUGCGUCUGCCAGUGCCCGUGUAGAUACGUAUCUUUGUCUUCACCGCUGAGUUUUUUGAAUGCAUGCUCUUCCCCCCCACCACUUUUUUUUUUGUCUUUGCAAGAACGGCUUUUAUUUAAAAUUCUGGGUUUUGAGAAUAAAUUAUUUCAGACUUUAUUGAUUUGGAUGACUUCUCCCAGAUGAGGAAGGCUUAAAAAGCCUUUCUCAUAUAACAAGGAAGUGUGGGGGGUGGGGGGUCUCGUGUAGCUGCUAAAAGGGAGCCAAUGCACUUUGUUCCUUUCAAGAGAGUGAGGGAAGCUUUUCAAACAAAAAAAGGCAAAUUAAUGUAAAUUGGGUUGAUAUGUUUUUUUCCUUUUUUCGAAUAAAUCAAAAUUUACCAUUGGGUUAGCUAAAGAACCAUUUUAAAGCCGUCGGGACAAUAGCGAUUUUGAUUUCGGUUCACGUUGGCUUCGCUUCUGUGUUCCUUAAAAAAACCCAACGCUUUGGUCUUCAGUUCUCGGCGCAUCCAUUUUUUUUUAAGCUGCUUUUCAGUUCCUCCUCAAUUUCCACAAAAAGCCAAAACUCUUGCGGUUUUUAAUUUCCUUCU